UCCUUCAAUACACCUCGCACCGAUUGUGUGGCCCUUCAUUUUCUUCUUUUCAAACACCUUGCACCCUUCGCAGUAACACCAUUCUGCCAACGAAUAUCCUUGUCUCGCUCGCCGUACUGGAUAGGGAAACUUCAUCUAAAUUUUCCUCUACAGGGUGCGUGAAUUGCUGACUGAAGGAUGCUAGCGGUAGUGCGAAGGAAAGAACCAUUCGGGCAAGCUGCUACCACUCACACCAAUCGUGCCGUGAUCGAUGCAGAGGAGGACCGUUUUCCAGCGAAAAGUUUCUCCCUCGGCGGAAGGGAUGAGACACAGUGCACAGAUGCGAGGAUAUUAAAAAUAAUGCUACCGUUCGUAGAGUUUUCCAUUUUCACCGCACGUUCAUUCGGUGUUCCGGUAGGAAAUAUUAAAUUCAGUCUGCAUGCAACCCCGUCAGUCAGUCGGCGACGGUCGACCGAUGCGGGAUAGUGCUUUUGUCGGUCUGAAAUGGUGCGCAAAUCUUUGGUGUGUUAAGCUUUUUCCAAAAGCACCAAUCCGUUGUGAUUGAGUUUGUGAAGGAAUUGUGCCUGAACUGCAUUUAUAGCUGGGUAAUAUAAUGUGUAUGAAAUAAUUAAUAUAAAUAAGUGUGAAAAACAAAAGAAAGUGUAUAUAAAACCGAAGAACGGAUUAGUUAAAACAAAAAGUGAAUAAAAACAUAUUGGAACAAUAGCACACACAAUGGAACCACCAUUCCCGCCGGAUGUGGCACCUUUCACGCCUAUCUGGGGACAGGAAAAUCCGUCACCGAUGGUACACUAUCCGGAACUGAUGGCUGGAUUUCCUUGCGCUGACUUAGCUAUCUGGCCCCGUCAGCAGGUCGGUAGCUUCGUCAGCCAACGGCUCUCACCGCGUGGAGCACAACCGGCACCGAGCAGUGGGUCGACCAAGAAAACACGCCGCCGGGUAGCGUCGAUGGCACAGCGCCGUGCGGCCAACAUACGCGAGCGGCGUCGUAUGUUCAACCUGAACGAAGCCUUCGACAAGCUGCGCCGCAAGGUACCGACAUUCGCGUACGAGAAACGGUUGUCCCGCAUCGAAACACUGCGCCUAGCGAUCACGUACAUUGGCUUCAUGUCGGAGCUGCUGGCAGGGACGCCAACGCACGACGGCCGGUCGCCCGAGCUGUAUCCGAGUGUGCUGGCCGCGACCGCACACCAUACAUCCCAUCACCAACACCACCACCAUCAUCAUCAUCACCAUCAGCAGCACAACAACCAUUCUUCACAACAUCAGCAGCAACAGCAACAGCAGCAAUCGCACCAUCAUGCACAUCUUCAUCACCAACAGCAACAUCACAGCCUUCAUGGAUCGACGACGGCACCAGCGUCCGCAGCAGCGGGAGCAUCGGCAUCCGCACACCACAUGCAUCAUCACCCUUCGCUACAACGGGCGGCCGUGGCUGCGGCUGCAGUUGCCGCUGCUGCUGCUACUACUACUGCCGGUGGUACCGUCAAUGGUACCGAGUACCAUCCAGCAUACGGUACCGGAACCGUACCGCACCAUGCAGUUUGAGCGCGUGGCUGGUCCCGAACUGGCCAGCACGCCGGCGCGGAUAGUUGAAUUGAAGGGAUGCUUUGUGACGAUUGACAAUAUUGUUGAUGCUGAAUUGUUGGGGUGUGUUGGUUGGAGGCCCAGCAUUACAAUUGAUUACGGAAGUGAACGAUUGUUGACUGACGACGAUACCAACAAAACUUAUGCAUUUGCACACAGCGA
Molecule: messenger RNA, 1749 nt
Organism: Anopheles funestus (African malaria mosquito)
Lineage: Eukaryota; Metazoa; Arthropoda; Insecta; Diptera; Culicidae
Product: protein Fer3-like
Exons: 2
Coding region: 715-1548 (277 amino acids)
Biological process (GO): regulation of transcription by RNA polymerase II; developmental process
Molecular function (GO): DNA-binding transcription factor activity, RNA polymerase II-specific; RNA polymerase II transcription regulatory region sequence-specific DNA binding; protein dimerization activity
Source: RefSeq, a predicted model, not a curated record